Zingiber officinale is the source of this 675-nucleotide messenger RNA. Its product is annotated as prefoldin subunit 1-like. The transcript is spliced from 6 exons. Gene Ontology annotation, biological process: protein folding. Gene Ontology annotation, molecular function: protein folding chaperone. The coding region runs from base 139 to 528 and encodes 129 amino acids. Gene Ontology annotation, cellular component: cytoplasm; prefoldin complex. NCBI's taxonomy places the organism in Eukaryota, Viridiplantae, Streptophyta, Magnoliopsida, Zingiberales, Zingiberaceae. The record is from RefSeq and is a predicted model, not a curated record.
UCUUUGGCCUGGCCCAUUUAAACCGUACCCCUUGGCCCUUGCCUGUUCCCUUCCCUGCUUCGCUCUCGUGCUGGCGGAUCGCGUACUCCCUCGAAUUAGGGUUCUUCCAUCGGACGACCUUGAAGCAGAUCUCUGGAAAUGGCUGAUGAAGCGAACCGGAUGGCUUUUAUUGAGAUACAGAGCCGUAUGAUCGAGACAACCGGGAAGCUAAAGCAGGUGCAAAAUCAGAUGCGAACUAAAGAAGGUGAAAGGAAACGAGCUUACCUAACCAGGGAAGAACUUAGUCAGUUAUCAGAUGAUACAAAUACCUACAAAUCCAUUGGAAAAGCGUUUAUUUUGGAACCAAAAUCAGUUCUCUUGAAUGAACAAGAACAGAAAUAUAAAGACAGUGAGACUGCCAUAAAUUCUUUGCAGGUUUCCAAAGAGUACCUAGAGAAGCAAAUGGCCGAGAUCGAAAACAAUCUGCGAGAGUUACUUCAGCAAGAUCCAAGUCUUGCGCACCAGAUCAUGUCCAUGUCUGUGAUGUAAAGCGUUUCCAACUUCUCCCAUCAAGUGAUCACUUAAAUUUUUCAAAAAUUAUUUAUCGAACUGUAGAAUUACUGGCUUGCUCGUGUUGUCGUAACAAUUUGGUUCUCGUUUAGAUGAUGAAGAUGUGGCUUCAACUUUUGGGAUUAA